Neocloeon triangulifer is the source of this 3379-nucleotide messenger RNA. RefSeq names its product suppressor of lurcher protein 1-like. The transcript has 15 exons. Gene Ontology annotation, cellular component: plasma membrane. Bases 301 to 2226 code for a protein of 641 amino acids. The record is from RefSeq and is a predicted model, not a curated record. Lineage: Eukaryota; Metazoa; Arthropoda; Insecta; Ephemeroptera; Baetidae.
GGAAGGAAAGCUGCGCCAGAGCAAAAUUCAAAAGAUAAAAGAGGCCAACAUAUCAUGCACUUCGGCUGGAAAACCCUUCAAAUUUCUACCAUUUUCAGAAGGAGCUGUGGAAGACAGAUUUAAAGGCAAGACUGCAGAAAUCAAUGGGAACGUUUUGAAGACAGCCCCCCAAAUUAGGAAAGCAAGCCGAAGUAAACCCUAUCAUCUUCAGCAAGCUGGACAUCAUAGAGUCACCCUGCUCAAGACCUUCAACAAGAUGUAGCAGACAGCCAGCGGCGGACCAAAUGCUGACCACACAUCAUGCACGAGUUGCCGGCGAUGCAGUGCCGAUUGGUCGCGUUCGUCAUGCUCCUGAUCGUCGGUGGACACAGCGCCGUCAGCCCAGCCUGCGAGUGCAUCCACUUCACGAGCACUUUUGGCAAGACAUCGGGUACUUUUAAAAGCCCCGACUUUCCGCGCGCCUACGACAACAACAUCGAGUGUCUGCUCUACUCGUUCGUGGCCCGCAGAGACCAGAUCGUCGAACUGACUUUCAGGACGUUUGACGUGCAGAAGACGCAUCAAGAUUGCAUUCGUGGUGACCACGUGAAAGCAUUCCUGCAUCUGGAAAAGAGCGGCGAGGUGAACGAAAAGUCGUCGUGGAGUCACGUGCUGUGCGGCGAGCUGUCGGACCUGCCGCACCGACUCUUCAGCACCGGCCACGCCGCCGUCCUCGAAUUCCACACCGACCACAAACCGAGCAACAACUCAGGCUUCAUGGGCACCUUUCGCUUCCUCGACAGACGACUGUUUCUGACGGACGGCCAGAAGGUUCCGGGCACGCAUUGUGACUACGUCUUCACCAGCUCCAAUUUUUCGCUGUCCAAGGGCAAGUUCUUCUCGCCGCGCUUCCCCUCGAGCUACCCUGCCGGCGUGUCUUGCAAUUACCGCUUCACUGCCAGAUCACACGAGCGGGUUCGCGUGGUGUUUGAGGAGCUUAACCUGCAGAAGGGAGAUGUGAGCUGUCUGGAGCGCGAGGACAUUGUGCGAGUGCACGACGGCGCCGUUUGGAUGGCCCCGGUGAUAGCGGCCGAGUGCAACCAAGCGUUCCAGCUCGAGGUUUUGUCGACGGGACCAGAUUUGCUCGUCAGGCUGUCGGCCAGGUCGCCCACGCCUGGCCAGGGUUUCAGGGCCACUUUCGAGUUUGAGGCGAGUGGCGACGACCAACAGCAUCUCGACCCCAAACAGUCAGAGUCCAUGAUGAAUCCAUCACGGGUGAUCAAUGUUCCGAACGUGAGCUCCAGCAAUUUGAAUAAUCCCCCGGCGCCCGGAGCGGCGGCCAGCACGACCUCAGCGGUCAACUGUGAUGUGCUUAUCACGAGCGACGAGGGCAAGAACGGCACCAUCGCGUCACCCAACUACCCUCAACCCUACCCGAGCCGCUCGCUGUGUCGCUACGAGUUCCAGGGCCGCGGCAAGGAGAGGGUGCAGCUCACGUUCAAGGAAUUCAACCUUUACCACGCGGGAGGCGACGAGAACGACUGCGAGUCGUCUGACUCCCUGAAUGCGUAUGUUCACCUAGAAGGUCGUUCGGAGAAGAUCGACAGCUUCUGCGGCACCAACCUGCCGUUGCCGGUGAUGUCCAGCGGGUCAAAACUGUCGCUCGAGUUCCGCGGCCAAAUUUCGUCGCGACACGUGAGAGGUUUCCAGGCGUUUUACUCCUUCACCGAAAAUUUUGGCAUCUCGUCGGGGCGCCAGUUGUCUAGCCACCCGUGCGGCUUCGAGUUCAACAGCACCGAGGCGGCCAACGGCACUUUCUCGUCGCCCAACUACCCUGGCUACUACCCGAGGGACACCGAGUGCCACUACCUAUUUUACGGCAGGCCCGGUGAGAAAGUGCACCUGCACUUCACUUACUUCGACGUCGAGGGUGUCCUGCCGUGCGAGGCAACUUCGGCGAGCGACUACGUGGAGUUUUCAAACUACAUGAGCCGCGACCGCAAGUACUCGCGCUACUGCGGCCAGCUGAAGGGCUUCGAGGUCGAGUCUGACAAGCGUACCUUCCGUGUCACCUUCCGCUCGAACGACAGGCUCGACGGAACUGGAUUUCACGGCACUUAUCACUUCAGACCGGAGAGCGAGCCCAAUCUGCGGAAGCCGUUCAGGAGCAGGGCGGCGAUUACCUCAAGCAGUGGCUUCGUGCUGGUCCUUAUCGUUGUUCUCCAGUGCGGCGGCCGAGCGUGGUGACUUGGUGAAAUAUGGCGCGCAGGAAAAAUUUAAUCAACCAGCAGCAGCAGCAACUCUCACUCACGGAGGUCCUUUGUUAGCGUAAUUCCGACCGCACCACCACCACACCCAUCGUAUGUCAACCAAGACCGGGAUUAAAUGCGUGUGCGCGCGAGUGCAGGCCGAGAGCUGCGUGCGGCCCUUAAUUAUUAACCGGUUAAUUUACUAGGCCCUUUUCAAGCUCACUCACUCUCUCACGUGUAAUCCCAUUUUUCGUCGGGCCUGUCCGCGAAAAUUCGAUCUCCGUUUUUAAUUGCGUUCUCUGUGCGCGAUGAUUUUGGAUGAGCUCGGUGUGUUGAAGCCAACUUGCCAGGGCCGGCCGUUGCCUCGAAUUUAAGCGGCGGGAAAUUGCUCAAAACCCUUUGCACACUUGAUUGCAUUAUUCAUUCUCUGCGGAGCGGCUUUCGAAAAGGUUCUCAAUCAAAUUUCGAGUGCGGCCAACUUCAAUGGAAUACAUUUUAAUUUUUCAUUUCAUGCCAAAAAGAAGUAAAUUAAUUUUCAGACUUUGAAUUUAAGAUACACGGUUGGUCCUGGAUGAAUGCAAAAUCAAAUUUCAUGUCAUAGAAAUUCCUAUCUAGUCGACUUGGUUGUCAAUGUACUGUUUUGUGUACGAUUCGUUUAAACUUGUAGACUUAACAGAGCGAACAAGAUUUUUUUCCAGCGAAAAAUUAUUCCCAUCUCAAGUGUUUGUUCGCAAACUAUUUCCAAUGGACUUCGGUAAGAUUAAGAGAUCUUUGAUAAGCAUAAGAAGAGAAGUUUCCAUUUUCAAUAAAUUUUAUAAAGUAGAGAAUUUAAAAGAGCAGCAAAGAAUCCCUUAUUGCUGCAAAUCCAAUUUUAUUUAUCGUUUGUUUCCCAGACGUAGCGCGAGAAAAAAAUAAAGUUUUUGAGACGUGCGGAAACUUUUACCAAGCUCGGAAAACAAUCUGACUCAUUCAAUGUGACAUUCCAAAAUAACUGGAAGCGGAGCGGAAAAGUAGAAAAUAAGAAGAAGAAGGAAGCUCCGACGUUGGUUUCGGAAAAAGCUUAUUCAAGGACAAAAUAAUGGAAUGCCAAUUUGUUGUAUAACUUUGUAAGCGACUUGUUGUAAAAGGAGAGAAAUAAAAACAAAAGGACG